GCGACCGUGUCCCGGAUAUGACGUAGCAGGGCUGACAGCGGACCGCCGCCGGUGCCCGCGUGUGCCUUUCGGAUUUGUUUUGGUGGAGCCAACAUGGCGGCCCCUCUCGAGGUGAUCGUGACCAGCGACUCCGGCUCGCAGCUGUGGAACAGCACCGUGUUCGACCUGCACAGCGGCUCCAGCCUGCUGUCCUACCGGGGAGGGAACAGCGCCGCGCGGACACUGACCGUCCUCAACGGCGAGUACCUGCUGUCCGCGCAGCUGGGCAAGAACUUCAUCAACAUGUGGGAGAUCCAGAGGAAGGACCAGCUGCAGCAGAAGAUGGUUUGUCAAGGUCUCGUCAACUGUGUGACCGCCUCACGCAACGGGCUUUUCCUCUUGGCCGGAGUGGCGGAGACUGUUUACCUGUGGGAGGUGUCCACAGGUAAGCUGCUGUCUGUCCUCAGUCGUCACUAUCAGGACAUCACCUGCCUGAUGUUCACGGACGACAGCAGCCAUUUUGUUUCUGGAGGAAAAGACAACCUCGCUGUGGUGUGGAGUAUCUCCAGUGUGAUCCAGCUGGAUUUAAGCCACACCCCUGAGCCGCGUCACGUCCUGUCCCGUCACUCUCUACCAAUCACAGACUUGCACUGCGGCCUUAUGGGAGCUCAGGCCAGAGUUGCCACCGCCUCCUUGGAUCAAACUGUCAAGGUGUGGGAGUUGUCCUCCGGCGAGCUGCUGCUGUCCGUCCUGUUUGAUGUGGAGAUCAUGUCCGUGACCUUUGACCCCUGCGAGUACUUCCUGUUCUGUGGAGGCAGUGACGGGAACAUCUUCCAGGUGUCUCUCUGCAGCCAGAGUCUCAGUCGGGACAAAACGUUCCAGUCGGACAACGACGGGAACCAGGUCUUCAAAGGACACAGGAACUUGGUGACGUGUCUGUCCGUGUCCAUGGACGGGACUCUCCUCCUCUCCGGUUCACACGAUGAGACGGCUCGUCUCUGGGACGUCCAGAGCAAACAGAGCAUUCGCUGCCUCGCCCACAAAGGUGCUUGCUGCUGGUGGGAGAGUCUCCUCGGACUAUCUGCAGUGUGUUGGCAUCUCUUCAGCCUCCGUCUGAUGAAUGGCUCCACGUUGGACCACUUUUGGACCAUUAGUGGGAUUCUAUCGGAGCCAAGCGGCCGAUCAAUAUUUGUAACUGAGCGGGAGAUAAUCAACCAGUUUCUAUUAAAGGAAUAUACUUUCAUUCUUCAGUGGAAAACUCUGCUUUUUAUCAAAGUGCUCUUAUCUAGAAGAAGAAUAGAAACUUGACAACAUCUUAAUCCUACUUAAAUCCCAGAGAGGACGUCCGUCCUCAUUUAGCGGCGCGUCUCCCUGUGAAUAAUUCAGAUCGUGUCGUCAUGGCGAUCGGAGCGGGCUUUCAUUGACCCGGGCGGAUGCUAAUUUGGGGGGCGCGUCCUCAGCCUUCAGCUCCGUUCAUGGUCUCAUUUCGUUGUCGCUCCACAUUUUUUCCCCCGCGAGUCUGAGCGCUAACGAGGCGGCUGCAGGUUGGCGGGGCGGUUGCCCCGCUCAAGGACACGCGGGCAGCAGACGUUUGACCUCUUUAAUGCGUGACGUUAAUGCUGACUCAAGAGAUCUUUUAGACAUUAACAACCGUCACACAACGUCCAGGUUUUUAACCAAAACACUGGUUUAUACUAUUUGAAUUGACUUCUGCAUUUAUUUUAUUAAAGCCCGCAAGAAUCUUUGCAUCUCUAAUUCAUCAAUAGGGACAUUUCCACUCUUGUACUCAGUCGCUACCUUAAUUAUUCUUUCCCGUAAACAACAGCCCUCCAGAUAAUAAAGCUGCGACGCUCCGGUGCUUUCACGGAUCCUGGUGGAUAUGUGGCGGUUCUGUUGAUUGAUGGUGAAAAGGUAAAGCUCUGCUCUGCAGCGCCGCGAAUCCAACCCGACGCGGCGCUUCCUGCCGCUGACACGCGCCUCCUCUGUUGUCCGGGUUUCAUUUAUUUUCACAUUUAAAGAUUGGUGUGAUAACUCUGUGGCUCCAGGCGAGGCUGAAUAAUUCAGAUUUCCUCUGUCGGGAGUCAGCAGGUAGUGCCUUGCUCGUGGUUUGACUCGUUCAUCAAGAUUCGUCUCACAUCGGCAAGAAUGUGGCGGGCGCGCGCGGCGGUCGCAGUCCAAAAAACGUGGCAUCAGAUGUGAGUCGACGCGCUGAAGUCGCAGCCGAUUGUCUUCCCAAUCAGACUGGGGUUUUUAUUUUGAAUCCUCGGCGGCGCCGCCGAUGAGCGCCGCUCCCUUCAGUCAUUACUGCGAACGGCUUCCUGUCGCCCGGCGUCAACGCGCCUCUUUGAUUUUUUUUAUUUUUUUUUUCCUCGGGGUAAUCUGAGGGAAAUUAAUUUGUUAAAGUCCCCAGACAGGAAGUCUGAGUGACAGCGCAGCCGAGGAAACAAGAAGUGGCAACGCCGCUA
This is a messenger RNA of Gasterosteus aculeatus aculeatus (three-spined stickleback), 2444 nucleotides long. Lineage: Eukaryota; Metazoa; Chordata; Actinopteri; Perciformes; Gasterosteidae. The record is from RefSeq and is a predicted model, not a curated record.